Messenger RNA from Oryza brachyantha (malo sina), 1389 nucleotides. Its product is annotated as polygalacturonase 1 beta-like protein 2. The record is from RefSeq and is a predicted model, not a curated record. NCBI's taxonomy places the organism in Eukaryota, Viridiplantae, Streptophyta, Magnoliopsida, Poales, Poaceae. Bases 1 to 1389 code for a protein of 462 amino acids. The transcript has 3 exons.
AUGGUUGCACAGGUCGUUGGAGGAGGACGGAGCAGCUGGGAGCAUCCAGGGUUUGCAGCUGCGGCGGCGCCGGACUCGGAGACGACGACUCCGGCGGCGUACUGGCGAACGGCGCUCCCCGGGGUUCCGAUGCCACAAGCUAUUAGCGACCUCUUGACACGAUCAACUGAUCCAGGUGAUAAGACUAAGCUCCUCAUCAAGUACCUGAAGAGCACCCAAAAAGACAAGUUGCAGAGCUUUAGAGACUCUAGUUCUAUUGGUGGACCAAGAAUGCAUGGACCACAACACGGAAGUAGACAUUUUCAAAACAACUUUUUAUACACAAAUGAUGAAAAGGUCACCUUUCCGUACAAGCGGCAUAUUAACGAGGACCGAAAUAAGGUAACAUAUAGCAUAGACAAUGAAGAUGACCAAAAGAAGGUAACAUUCUCAUACAAACCAUUGACUAAACAAGAUCAAAAGAAGGUCACAUAUGACUCAUACAAUGAAGAUGACAAAAUCAAGCUACCAUUCUCAUACAAGGCAUUGAAUAAAGAAUAUCAAAAAAAGGUCACAUAUGGGUCAUACAGUGAAUACGAUCAAAAGAAGGUAACAUUAUCAUACAAGCCACCGAGUACAGAGGAUCAGAAGAAUGUCACAUAUGGCUCAUACAAUGAAGAUGACCAAAUUAAGCUACCAUUCUCAUACAAGGCAUUGAGUAAAGAAGAUCGAAAAAAGGUCACAUAUGGGUCAUACAGUGAAGAUGACCAAAAGAAGCUAACAUUAUUAUACAAGCCACUAAGUAUGGAGGAUCAGAAGAAGCCUCCCUUGCUGCGCCACGAUGUCGCCGACUCCGUCCCGUUCUCCAUCAGUCGCCUCGGCGACAUCCUCUCCAUGUUUGCGCCGGCUUCCGACGCCAUCGCCGACGAGAUGAGGUGGGUGCUCGAGAAAUGCGACAGCCCAUGGCAGCUCACCGGAGAGAGGAGGAAGGCCGGCUGCGCCACCUCCAUGGAGGACCUCGUGGAGCUCCCCAUGUCCCUCCUCGGGACACGUCGCCUGCACGCUCUCUCCACCGCCGGCAUGCUGCCGGUCGAGGCCGCCUCCGGUAAGAUGGUGACCUGCCACGACAUGACGUACCCGUACGCGGUGUUCUACUGCCACAUGGCCGGGCCGGCCACCAGGGCCUACUCGGUGGCGCUAGCAAGCAGGGACGCUGGCGCAGAGCUGACGGCGAUGGAGGUGCUGGCGGUGUGCCACCUCAACACGUCGCGGUGGAGCUCCAAACACCCGUUCUUGCUAGCCAUGCGAGCCAAGCCAGGGGAUGUGGCACCGUGCCAUUUCCUCCCCAAGAGCAGCGUCAUCUGGGUCCCCAUCGUUGAGCAAGGUGAUGGCCGUGCAGCUGUGCAGUGA